GAAGAAGAAGGACGGUUGUGAUGUCAUCACGAGGACCAAUCAGAUCACUCUUUAACCGGAAAUAUCACCAGUUUAAAUAUUGGGCGGCGUUGAAUUUGGCACGUCGCUAGCUCACGGGAUAAAGAAAGAGUCAAAAAUGGAGAUCAAUCUGUCCAAAGUUCUUGUUGGACUCUCUGUUCAAAUCAGUCGAAGCGAUGGUCGAGUGCAUUCAGCUACAGUCAAGUCGUUUGAUGGCGUUAAGUCCGCUGUUAUGGUCGAGUGGCUUGAGAGAAAGAUGUGCCGAGGAAAGGAGGUGGAAGUGAGUGAGUUAUGUACUCUCAAUCCAGAGCUUUUGGACCUCAUAAAUGGGGUUAUCAACAAACCUGCUGACCCACCCCUCCCUGCUCCUGACAAAUAUGAGGGUCGGCUGCGCUCAUCCAGGAUUCCUCCCCCUGCCUCCUCCUCUGCUCCAGCAGUCAGCCAGGCUGAAGAGUCAGGUCGGCAAGUUGUCAGUCGGCCUCAGGUCAGACAGACUUGCUUAUUCCAGCCCCCGGGUCCUGUCCGAGCAUCCGUCGCGACCACGGAGUCUUCUAAUCAAAGCCUGGAGACAAUCCAACCUGAUGUCACUCCUUCAUCAGUGCUCACAAACUCUGCAAACCCUUAUCGGCAGCGUAGAAAGAACGAGGUCCAGCAGGCACAGUUGCUGGCCCGUGAGUCAAUAAAAGAAAAUGAACCUGAGAGAAUGCCUCCCCCUCCUGCAGCUAAAGGUACUAUGGGUAGAAGAAAGUCUGUGGCUCCCCAAGAGCUAAACAAAGGCAGCAAAAGGCAGUCGUGUGUUAUAAAGCCUCCUGAGAUGCAGACCAAGAAGGGAAAGUUUGGAGAGAUUUCUCGACCAAACCAGAAGUUCUUUGAGAUGAUCCAAGACUUCAGAGAGACCUUAGAAAUAACUCCUAUAGCAGCGUCUGAACAUAUGGCACCCCAAAGGAUAUGUGUGUGUGUUCGCAAGAGGCCGCUUAACAAACAAGAGAUGAAUAAAAAGGAGAUCGAUGUGGUGUCUGUGCCUGGAAAAGGUACUCUGCUUGUCCAUGAGCCAAAACAGAAAGUGGAUCUUACAAAGUACUUGGAAAACCAAAUCUUCCACUUUGACUACUCCUUUGAUGAGAGCGCCUCCAAUGACCUGGUCUACAAGUUCACAGCCAAACCUUUGGUGCAGUCCAUUUUUGAAGGUGCCAUGGCAACAUGUUUCGCCUAUGGCCAGACAGGAAGUGGGAAGACUCAUACAAUGGGAGGUGAUUUCUCAGGGAGGCAGCAGAACAGUGCCAAAGGAAUCUACGCCUUUGCAGCCCAGGAUGUUUUCGCUAAUCUCAACCACCGGAGGUAUUCUCACCUGGAUCUCUGUGCCUACGUCAGCUUCUUUGAGAUUUACAAUGGAAAAGUGUAUGACCUGCUGAACAAAAAGGCAAAGCUCCGUGUUUUGGAGGAUGAACGACAGCAGGUUCAGGUGGUGGGCCUGGAGGAGGUCUAUGUGUCCUCAACAGAAGAGGUGAUCAAGAUGAUUCAGAUGGGCAGCUCAUGCAGAACAUCAGGCCAGACCUCAGCCAACGCGAACUCAUCCCGCUCUCACGCCAUCCUCCAGAUUGCCCUACGACGCAAUGACCGUGCCUCCACACUGCACGGGAAAUUCUCAUUGGUCGAUUUGGCUGGCAAUGAGCGCGGAACAGAUGUCAGCAGCAAUGACCGAAGCACUUUGGUCGAGACUGCAGAGAUAAACCGCAGCCUACUGGCUCUUAAGGAGUGUAUCCGUUCCCUGGGAAUGAACAGUGAUCACAUCCCUUUCAGGAUGAGCACUUUGACCAAAGUCCUCAGGGAUUCCUUCAUUGGAGAAAAGUCCAGGACCUGCAUGAUUGCUAUGGUGUCUCCAGGCAUGGCUUCAUGUGAAUACACAAUGAACACACUACGUUACGCUGACAGAGUGAAGGAGCUGAACGGUAAUUCCAAAGCCAGUGGAGCAACAAAGGUUCAAGAGCCUAUGGACAGCUCCACAGAGGAGGAGUCCGCUGUGGAUACCAGUGUGUAUGAUGCCAUAUCUCAGGUGGCAGAGCUGGAGGAGAAGAUUUAUGUAGAGCUCCAGAGGUCAAGUGAGUUGGUCAAAGCAAUGGAGCAAACCUCAUACAACAUUGAGGCUGGAGUUGUUGACCUGGUGGAUCAUUCCCAGAAGCUGUUGGACAUGGUGCUGGCUCUGCAGUCUUCUGUGGAUAAGGAGAGGAUGGCGAGGCUGAACCACUGAGAGAGCCCACAGACUAACGCAGAUGAACAUGUUUGUUCAUUUAACACUGUUUUAAAGCGGUUCCCUUUGAUUUUAUUGUAUUAAUGAGUAUUCAAAUAAAGAAGAUGUAUUCAGACACUAACUUGUUAAACUUCAGAACCUUGACAGAGUCCACUAAGGGAACUACUUUUGUACUUUGUUAAGGAAGCACUUUUCUUGUUGAUAUUUACAUGUCUAACCAUAAAAUCCGUUAGCAGAUACUGGGUCUUUAGAAUUUAACAUGUGCCUAAAUGGAUGAGACAAGUUUUUCACUCAUGUGUCUGUUAUCAAAAUAAAGGUAAAUCUUUUCAAAGUAA
Labrus mixtus (cuckoo wrasse) is the source of this 2601-nucleotide messenger RNA. RefSeq names its product kinesin family member 2C (gene kif2c). The transcript has 23 exons. Gene Ontology annotation, molecular function: ATP binding; microtubule motor activity; microtubule binding. Gene Ontology annotation, biological process: microtubule-based movement. The record is from RefSeq and is a predicted model, not a curated record. Lineage: Eukaryota; Metazoa; Chordata; Actinopteri; Labriformes; Labridae. The coding region runs from base 137 to 2266 and encodes 709 amino acids.